CAGGAAGGUCACACCACCUCUCACCAUCAUCAGUGCCAAGAACAGACAUAUAUAAAAGUUGAGGUUAAAGAGGAAGAAGAGGAGAUGUCUUUGAUUCAUCAGCAGUCUACGGAGGAAGUUGGGCUGAUGGAAAAAAUUAAACAGGAGGAUCCUUCUUUAUAUAUCAGCAAAGAAGAAGAUCCUGGUGGUCGCACCUCGGAAGGAGAUCUUCUUCUUUUAUCUCCAGAUUGUGAUGCAGAAAAUGACAUUGCACAAUAUUCUCCAGGAGGAAACCUUCUCUCUCAGAUUACCCCCCGCAGACCAUAUCAUGUGGAGACAUCAAUGGAUCUCUCUAAUCCUGAGGAAUCUACUGACCAAUCACAUUCUGUUACUUCAGACGUUAUUAUAACAUCUCACAAUGUAGAUUCAUCAACCAAUCCAUCUAAUCCUGAGGAAUCUUCUCUAAGUCAUGAAGGAGUUCACACGGUUGACAGUUCUUUGUCAUGUUUGGUGUGCGGGAAAUCUUUUACGAUCGAGUCUGAACUUCAUAGACAUCUCAGAUCUCACGCCAGUCCGACCUUUUCAUGUUCCGCGUGCGGGAAAUCUUUCACAGAGGAAAGCAAACUUCUCAUGCACCAGAAAAGUCACACAAAUGAGCGUCCUUUCUCAUGUUCAGACUGUGGGAAAUGUUUUAAAGAGAAAGGGGAGCUUUUUAUGCACCAGAAAGUUCACACAAUUGAGCGCCCUUAUUCAUGUUUAGAGUGCGGGAAAUGUUUUACUAUGAAAAAGAAACUUCUUACACAUCAGAGAAUCCACACCGGUGAGCGCCUGUUUUCAUGUACAGAGUGUGAAAAAUGUUUCACUCAGAAAGGAGAACUUCUUAGGCAUCAGAGAAUUCACACGGGUGAGCGUCCUUAUUCCUGCUCGGAGUGUGGGAAAUGUUUCACUCAGAAGGGAGAGCUUUUUAGGCACCGGAGAAUUCACACGGGUGAACGUCCUUAUUCAUGUUCAGAGUGCGGGAAAUGUUUUACUCAGAAAGGACACCUUCUUUCACAUCAAAGAAUUCACACAGGCGAGCGCCCGUAUUCAUGUUCAGAUUGCGGGAAAUGUUUCACUGUGAAAGGAAGCCUUCUUAGACACCAGAAAAGUCACACAGGUGAGCCUACUUGUUCCAGUUCAGAGUCGGGGAUAUGUCUCACUGUGAAAGGAAUGUUCCUUGCACCCCAGGAAACUUACACAGGCGAUCGUCCUUAUUCAUGUCCAGAGUGCGGUAAAUGUUUUACUAAAAAAGGAAACCUUCUUAGACACCAGAAAAUUCACACUGGCGAGCGUCCUUUUUCAUGUUCAGAGUGCGGGAAAUGUUUCAUUCAAAAAGAAAAACUUUGUAUACACCAAAGAGCUCACACUGGUGAGCGUCCUUUUUCGUGUUCAGAGUGCGGGAAGUGUUUCCCUCAAAAAGGAAAACUACUUAUGCAUCAGAUGAUUCACACAGGCGAGCGUCCCAUGUCGUGUUUCGAAUGCGGUAAAUGUUUUAUUCAGAAAGAGGAGUAUUUCGAACAUAGGAGAAUUCACACAGACAGAGUUCAUGCUCUGAGUGCGGGAAAUGUUUCUUAAAUCAAGGAAAUCUAAUUAGAAAUUUCAGGAAACACACCUGCCCCAGGCUGUUGACAAAUGUACUGUGGCUUUAUUAGGUUAUAUUAUUCAUUCUGUAGAACAAAUGUAUAAUAAUACAUGCAUUUAAAGGGCCACAUCCCAGUUGGCUCAUUCAUCUGCUGACUUCUAUUGUCCAGAAACAUUAGAUCCUCCUCCCUCUUCCGUUCUGUGAAGCCCUCCGAGGUUUGUUAGAGAACCUUAGUGAACAAACUGCAUCAUGAAGGCCAAGGAACACACC
Messenger RNA from Rana temporaria (common frog), 1870 nucleotides. Its product is annotated as gastrula zinc finger protein XlCGF26.1-like. The record is from RefSeq and is a predicted model, not a curated record. The coding region runs from base 85 to 1593 and encodes 502 amino acids. NCBI's taxonomy places the organism in Eukaryota, Metazoa, Chordata, Amphibia, Anura, Ranidae. The transcript has 3 exons.